Molecule: messenger RNA, 3830 nt
Organism: Daucus carota subsp. sativus
Lineage: Eukaryota; Viridiplantae; Streptophyta; Magnoliopsida; Apiales; Apiaceae
Product: F-box/kelch-repeat protein At3g23880-like
Exons: 4
Coding region: 2026-3264 (412 amino acids)
Molecular function (GO): protein binding
Source: RefSeq, a predicted model, not a curated record
AAUUUAAAUAUACUGCAAUGGUAUACUAUAGCAUAUUUAUGAAUUGAGUUGAUUAUUUUAUCUAGUAAUUAGAUAUACUGCAAUAGUAUACUAUAAUUAUAUCAUAUGUGAUAUAUUUCCUGAAAUAGUGAGAUAUGAUAUAUAAUUUAUUACCUAAUAUAAUGUAAAACAUAAUGUGUGCUUUAAUAAGGGAAGAUAUUAAAUGAUUUAAUAUAAAUGCCCUUUAGAUCAUAGCCAUAGAUUUUGAAUAAAUCUAACGGAUGUCUACGGUCCUAAGUUCUAAUUCUAGUAUAGGUUCUGACUUGAACCUCACCCAUAUAUAUAUAUAUAUAUAUAUAUAUAUAUAUAUUCACAUAGCAGAUAAGUAUUCCAACAUUGUGUAUGUUAUAUAGGCUAGCAACCAAUACAUGUUUUUUUUCCUGCAGUUAUUGUUCUUUUAAUAAUUUAGAUUUGGUUGGUUGUUUGGUUUGGGAAAAGCUCACUCAGAGUUUAGUGCAGUUAUAAAUAAGUUGAGCUUGAACAUAUUUUUUGGGAUCGAUUUAUAAAUGAGCAGAACUUGAUCACAAUAGAAUUUGGCUCCAUAUUUUGUGAAUUAGUUCGAUUGAAUGUGCUUGUAGACAUUUGCAAACAAGUUCGAUAAGUAAAUGUGUGAACAAGUUGGAUAUAUGGUUUCAUUAGUAGUUAUAAUUAGGCUCAUACUCGAUUAUUAAAAUAUACUUGGUUCCCUUAUCUUAUUAUAUUAGUUUAAGCUUCUUAUUUUUUUACUAGAUAAUAUAUGGGUCAUGUUCCAGAGAGAACCAUUAGAGAGAGAACCAUAGAACUCUUACCUUAUUAGGUAAGGGUUCUACAGCAGAACUUUUAAGUAUUAGUUGGAGUUCUGCAGCAGAACUUCACAAAAAAAUGUCAAUAUCUAUGGAUUAUAUUUUUAAAUUAUUUUUGAACACACACAACGAUGAAAAAACAUGAAAAAGACAUGUAUUUAAAUUUAGAUCCUAAAAAUCUAUUUAAAAUUUAGGGUUCUGCAGCAGAACCCUAGUGGUUCUAUGGUUCUAUUUUAAGGAGUGGUUCUCUUUUGAGCGCGACCCUAUAUAUAUAUUGUAUUGUUGUGAUGGACAAUUUUCAUUGUUAACAAUAUACAAAAAGCAAUAUUCCUAUGAUUUGAGCACAAGCUCGCGAAAAUGUUUAUGAUAUAUUCAUUACAACAAAUUUACAAAUAUGCAUGUGAUGUUGAUGAAUUGUUCGUGACAAUUAAGGUUGAGAGCUUCGUGAGCAAUAUUUAUUAUUUAUUUGUUACAACAAAUUGAAAAUAUGUUAGUGAUGUUUAUGUUAAUGAGUUGUUUGCGAGCACAUGAUUGUAAAACAUGAACCCUUUGUGAAGAUCUCUUUCUUUACUGAACCAAACUAAACUCUCUUGUUUGGCUCAAUCCAAGCUCAAAUAGAGUUCAAGUUCAAACUCGAUGCUUUUUUAUUGCGCGAUACAUCAUUACUCUACAAUUUAGUUCGGUUGCCCAUUUAAAGCCCUACUCAUAUAACUUAACUAUACAUUGUAAUGCGAUGAGAGAAACACUAGGUGCCCGAAUAAAAAAUAAGGAAAAAAGUUCCUUAUGCUAAGUGCGCUACGUGGCCUUCUAUAAAAUAGAUUAGUGUCCAUCUGCCAUGUGUAUACAUAUAAGAAAACCAUCUGUAUAUAUGUCAACUAAAAGAACUUAAUAAGUGUGAACUUACCGAAUAUGUUUUGACAAAAAGUGGAGAUCCAUCAAGUUUAAGAUCAGGAAGAAUAAGAAGUGAAAGGCCUCAAGCAGAGCAGCGGUGAAGGAAAAAUAAUAAAUAAAUAAAAUUUCUGCUCCAAGCUUCUACAUUUACGUGGAGAUCCAUCAAGUUUAAGAUCUGGAAAAAUAGGAAGGAAGCGAAAGGCCUCAAGCAGAGCAGCGGUGAAGGAAAAAUAAUAAAUAAUCAAAUUUCUGCUCCAAGCUUCUACAUUUCCGGUAUUUCUACUUCUCAUUUCAACCAUCUUGUAUUAAGACAAUGACGAGGGACUUGCAACUAUCUGUAAAGGAGUUGCAAUUAUCUGUAAGGGAGGCAACAUCAAUAUUUGAGUUACCGGAAGAGCUUCUCAUAGAAAUCCUCUCAAGACUGCCAGCGAGAUCACUUCUGAGCUGCCGACGCGUGUGCCAGCGCUUUAACAUAGUGACCAGAAGUCCUAAUCUUAUAGCUACUCAUGUCAAGCGCGCCAGCACUUUAAAUACCACCAAGUUUUGUUCAGCUUUCAUUUUUGGAAGUAAUUGGAUUGGAGGCGGAUAUGAGCACAUUCUUCUUAAGAACACAAAUGAUUCUGUAACUUUUUCGUAUGUGAGGCCAAGUAAUCCUCUCUCAUGCAACAUCUCAAUUGUAGGUUGCUGCAAUGGUCUUUUUUGUGCUGAAGUUGAGUCCCCUUGUGAUGAGAAUGGAGGUCACUUUUUGAUCUGGAAUCCUAUUACCAGAGAAAACCGUUAUGUUUUGAAACCAAAUGUUAACUCUUCAAGAAAUCCAUAUAUUAUUGCUCUUGCAUUUGGUUACAGCCACAACACCAAUGAUUAUAAGGUGGUAAGGAUUGUUUCUUAUCCUAAUCAAGGGAAAUCUUCAGUAACAGUAGAGGUGUAUAAGAUGACCACCGAAGACUGGAGUGUAUACGAUGUAACAACUCUUCCAUGUUCUGAGCCUGAUCAAGUGCCCUCUCAAUUCAAUGAUCCAUUGAUACUCUUCGGUAUCUCUUCUCCUUAUUUCAUCCGACCUUUGAAACAGGCAUUUCACUGGAUUACUGAUUCCGCAGGUAUUGAGGAUAGACUUUCGAAAGCAGUAGUGUCAUUCGACAUCGAAGAAGAACAACUCAAUUUUUUUUCUUGGCUGGAUCCUUUUAAAAUUCCUCUUGAAGAGCCAGUGAUAAUCGAUACAUUGAAUGAUUCACUUUCACUGCUUGUUCCUCACCUCAGUUUUCUGAACUCAAGCUUUGAUAUAUGGGUGAUGGAUGACUACGGGAAACAGGCAUCUUGGACUAGGCGGUUUACUGUUGAGCAGUUUGAUGGACUUGCACGGCCAGUAGGAUAUUGGACAGAUGAUCUUCUUAUAAUGACAACAUAUGAGAGAAAUUUGUUUUUUUAUAACCUUAAAACACAAGAACUGAAGAUCUCUCCAUUUUUGAGGUGUUUGACUACAUUCUGUGAUUAUGUUGAAACUUUGGAAACAGUCAGCCGGGAGAUUGCAGAUGCAGGAAGGGCUGUUCAGUGAGGCUUUGAAUCUGGAGCAGGUGGAGCUUUUCUGGAGAUAUAUAUGAAAAGACACUAUUCUCUAGUUGCUGGUAUUAUCUCUACUGCCUAUAUGCACACUAGUCUUAGCUGGCCAAAGUGUUUACAAAAGACUAGCUGCCGCCCAUUUCUCAUUUCUGUUGUCCAAGGUUGGUGUUCAGGACCUCCAUUCUCCAGCUUGACGGGUAGUAUUAAACACAGCGAUCGUUUCAAUUUACUGCAGAGCAGUUUCCUAUUAGUUUCUUUGUUCGCGUACUUCCCUAAAAUUUUAGGUUUAUUAUUCUGUUUCCUAUGUAGAGAGCAUUGCGCAAAAAGUUCUGGCAGAGAAGAAACACUCACUUCUUUGACUCUUUACCCAGAGUGUGCAGAAUGUAUUAAAACAAAGUGGUUAAACGGUUUGCUAGGUAUAUUUGUGGUUUUAUAAAUCACAAAUAUAUUUGCUAGGUUAUAUAUUUGUGGUUUUAUAAACAGUUUGCUAGGUUAUAUAUAUUUGUGGUUAAACAGUUUGCUAGAGUGGGCUGGCAUUGCAUUUGAGCCCGUGAUUUCAUA